AUGGCUCGCACUCUGAUCUUCGUCGCCCUCGUCCUCGGCGUCGUCGCCCUUGCAAAUGGCGCCGCCGUGCCCUUCUCUUACGACAAGAGCGGCACUGACUGGACGGGCGCGUGCGCGUCGGGCGAGCGGCAGUCGCCGAUAAACAUCGUGAUGGACGAGGCGGUGCUGGGCGCCUCGAAGGAGCUCUUCCACCUCAACUACUCCAAGGCCGCCUCCGUCGCCGUCCUCAACAAGGGCUCCACCAUCCAGGUGGUGCCGGCGGCGACGGAGUCGCACCUGCUGCACCUGUCGUCGGGCACGUACGCGCUGCUGCAGAUGCACGUGCACGCCAUGUCGGAGCACACGGUGAACGGGCUGUUCGCGCCCAUGGAGGCGCACUUCGUGCACGUGCACGUCGAUGAUCCCAAGAAGCUCGCCGUCGUGGGCGUCAUGCUGCGCCUCCACCGCGACGACGCCAACUCCACCUGGAUCACCCAGUGGCUGGACCGCGCGCCGGCGGCGAACGGCGCGAACGUGACGGUUCCCGUGAGCGCGGACUUCUGGUCGUCGAUGAUGGCGCCGGCCAUGGGCUUCUGGACGUACCCCGGGUCGCUCACGACGCCCGAGUGCGACGAGAUCGUGCAGUGGCACGUGCUUCGCAAGUCGCAGUCGCUCUCCGUCGCGCAGACCAUUCAGUUCAUGAACAUGAUGGCGGUUACCAAUAACGGCGAGCGCACCGACAACCGCGUGCCGCAGCCCAUCAACGGGCGCAUCGUCUACUUCUACUACCCCGACCUCGUCUCCCAGUAG
Closterium sp. Naga37s-1 is the source of this 789-nucleotide messenger RNA. Lineage: Eukaryota; Viridiplantae; Streptophyta; Zygnematophyceae; Desmidiales; Closteriaceae. The record is from the annotation of a GenBank genome assembly.